CUUGGGUGCAGAGGCUGCUUGGUCUUGGGCCUGACAGGUUUUUCUUAUCUCGUUUUGGGCCGGGGGACUCUAUUGCAAACAUGCUCCGCCAGAUCAUCGGUCAGGCCAACAGGCAUCCAAGCUUGAUUCCCCUCUUCAUAUUUAUUGGAGCAGGAGGUACUGGAGCAGCACUGUAUGUGAUGCGUCUGGCAUUGUUCAAUCCAGAUGUCAGUUGGGACAGGAAGAAUAACCCAGAACCCUGGAACAAACUGGGUCCUAAUGAUCAAUACAAGUUCUACUCAGUGAAUGUCGAUUACAGCAAACUGAAGAAAGAAGGCCCAGACUUCUAAAUGAAACAUUUCACUGUAAAGCUGCUUAUGAUAAAGGUCUUUGAGAAGCAUCCACACAAUUUUCCACUUAACC
Marmota flaviventris (yellow-bellied marmot) is the source of this 402-nucleotide messenger RNA. RefSeq names its product cytochrome c oxidase subunit NDUFA4. The record is from RefSeq and is a predicted model, not a curated record. Gene Ontology annotation, cellular component: respiratory chain complex IV. NCBI's taxonomy places the organism in Eukaryota, Metazoa, Chordata, Mammalia, Rodentia, Sciuridae.